Messenger RNA from Eruca vesicaria subsp. sativa (arugula), 2904 nucleotides. NCBI's taxonomy places the organism in Eukaryota, Viridiplantae, Streptophyta, Magnoliopsida, Brassicales, Brassicaceae. The record is from the annotation of a GenBank genome assembly.
UUUUUUACCUGAUAUUUUUAAAACAGGUCGUCUCUUCUCUCUUCCUCCGACCUGGUCACAUCCUCGACGGCUCCACUCUUCUAUCCAAUAGUCUUCCUUCUUCGUCGUCAUUCUCAAAUCUUUUUGAGAUUCUUCUAAUUAGAAUAUCCAAAAUUGAUCUCUCCUCCUUGACUCUCUAUUCCUCUGUAUCCACCGGUUUCCAAAUCGGAGUCAAACCGGCUCCGAUCUUUCUCCAGGGUUCGUAAUUUCAAUUUCAUUUGGUCUGAUGGGAUCGGAGCCUCGGGAUUACCCGAGGCGGAAACUUGUUGACUUGCCUGUUCUUCACAAAUUCAAACUCUACAGCACUCACACGAAUUUUUACUUGAUUGGGAGAGACGAGAACAAAACCUUUUGGAGGAUACUCAAGAUUGAUCGAACGGAUCCAACAGAGUUGAAUUUAUUUGAAGAUCCUACAAGGUAUACACAUGAUGAAAUAGUCCAACUUAAAAAAUGGAUAAGUAGAGGGAACCAGAAGCAUGGUGGCCUUAAAGCUGAGCUAACUUGCUAUGGAAUCAUUGGGUUUGUGAGAUUCUUGGGGCCUUAUUACAUGCUUGUGAUUAAAAGAAGAAAGAAAGUUGGUGAUAUCUGCGGUCAUGCUAUUUAUGGUAUAGCAGAGAGUCAAAUGAUCAUGAUUCCAUAUCCUUCCAGUGAGACAAGAGUGGCUAACUCUUUAGCCGAGAGAAGGUACAAAAAUCUCCUAAAAAUGGUGGAUGUCAGAAAAAACUUCUACUUCAGUUACACAUAUCACCUCAUGUAUACGCUCCAGAAGAACGUAUGCAACUCUGAGAGAGGGAAAAUUCACGACGAAACCAUGUUCGUGUGGAAUGAAUAUUUAACACAUGGGAUUAGAGGGAUCCUCCAGAAUACUGUAUGGACAGUUUCACUUGUAUACGGUUUCUUUCAACAGACCAAGUGUUCAGUAUCUGAUGAAGAAUUUGUAUUGACUGUCAUUGCUCGGCGUUCACGCCUUUAUGCUGGUACAAGAUAUUUAAGGCGUGGUAUAAAUGACGAAGGCAACGUAGCUAAUGAGGUUGAGAUAGAGCAGAUUGUUAUCAAAGAGGUUCCAGAGGGUCAGAAAAUCCCAAUGACAUCAAUUGUUCAGAUGCGAGGCUCCAUACCUCUAUUUUGGUCACAGGAGACAUCUGUUUUCACCCCACAACCUGACAUUAUAUUGAACAAUAAGGACGUGAAUCACGUGGCUACUCGGCACCAUUUUGAGGAUCUGAAACAGAGAUAUGGGAAGGUGAUAAUCAUCCUGAAUCUUCUAAAGACAGGAAAACAUCGAGAAAACAUCUUACGAGCAGAGUUUGGAAAGGCAAUUUGGUCUAUCAACAAAGGCACAAAGAGAGAGGACCAUUUAAAAGCAAUCCAUUUUGAUCUAAACAAACACUACAAAAGUGGAGCUGAUGGUGCAUUUGAGCACUUGUGUAACUAUGGGAAGAGAGCAUUGGAAUUAAUUAGCUUGUUUUUCUGUGAAGCUCCUUCAGGUGUAGGAGCUGAAGGUGUAGUUAAAGACUCAUUUUCCAAUAACCCUAUUCUGAAUCAAGAUGAAGAGGCAAUUAUUCCAGAAGAAGAAGAAGAUUUGAAGGCAGAUAUAUUUAUGCUUCAAAAUGGGGUCUUGAGGUCAAACUGCAUAGACUGCUUGGAUCGUACUAAUGUUUCUCAGUAUGCCCACGGAUUGGUAGCUCUUGCUCGUCAACUGCAGCUAUUAGGGAUCACAGGACCUCCUAUAGUCGAUAAGAACAAUCCCUUGGCAAAGAAAUUGAUGGAAGCUUACGAAAAAAUGGGUGAUGCAAUUGCAAUGCAGUAUGCUGGCUCGGAUGCACACAUCAAGAUGUUCAGUGCUUUGAGAGGUGAUUGGAACAUGAUGAUGAAGCACCGUGAUAUGAUUACAGCUGUGCGUCGCCAUUACAAUAACGCUUAUCAUGACAGUGAAAAGCAGAAUGCCAUCAAUAUGUUUUUAGGACAAUCUGGGCCUCAAUUGGGGAGGGCAGCCUUAUGGGAGUUGCGGGCUGACCAGCGCAACACUGGAAGAAGUUCUAACCUAGAUAUAGAAAAUCUAAGGCCAAGAAUGUCCAGAUCCUUUUCUGAUAACCUCCUCUUGGAGGGUGUGGAUAUUGAGGAGCUGAUACAUGAAAAUCAUCAGCCUUCACGUGAAGGAUUAAACUGUUGCUGGGAAACCACUUCAAAAGUUGGAUUCUUUGAGCCAGAACCAGAUACUCCAAGCGUCAACUCUGAAGAUCAUUUGAGAGGAACAACAUCAAAGCAUAUGUUUCCAGACAAUGGCUCUACGUCUGAUUCUCACGAGCUGGAUGAUGUACCUGGUUUUUCACACUCAUAUAAUGCUAAGUUCACUACCGCAGAUGAAAUGUUUGAACGUUGCAGCUCCAUGUCGUCAGAUAACAUGUUCAGCGACAUAGCCGAGUCCUUCACUUCUACAGCUGGCACAGACCAUUUUGAGUUUCUUCCAGGUCCAAAUCAACCAGAAGAUAGAUAUGUUUUAGUACCUGGCUUCUCAAACGAUUUCUGUCAAUGGGUGCAAUACGGAAGAGCAUUGUAAAGGGUGUGGAAAUAAAACUGGGCUAUUCAGGGGAAGGUUUACUUGGCAGAUACGGCAGGGUUGGAUAGACAUGAAUGAUAACAUGAUGCACACAAUAACAGCCACAUCUUUGUAAAAACCCAACUCAGCUUUGUAAAGGUCCACAUUUGUUGUUUCUCUUUUUUUUUCCUACCUAAAUUGAUUUCUAUCUCUUUUCUUAUCACCCACAAACUAUGAUUUUGUUUGUUUUAUUUUUGGAAUAUAGAGUGUUUGGUUUGUUUAAUCAAUAAAGUGUGUGACUAGAAGAAGUUGGAAGUAACAUGCCC